Planococcus citri (citrus mealybug) is the source of this 1466-nucleotide messenger RNA. RefSeq lists its product as uncharacterized. The transcript has 6 exons. The record is from RefSeq and is a predicted model, not a curated record. The coding region runs from base 448 to 1269 and encodes 273 amino acids. Lineage: Eukaryota; Metazoa; Arthropoda; Insecta; Hemiptera; Pseudococcidae.
UGCUCUAGAUGGUUUUGUACCAGAUAAUAUAACUUGACUAUCAUUACUUCGAAAGUACUCUGUAUUGUUCAUUGGUGUAGGGUAGGGUUUUUCAUCACUCUGCAUAAUUAUUCGUUUGUUCGUACAUGACUAUAAAUAUACUUAUUCGUUAUUCGUCUGUUGCUCUCAGCGUUAUAUGCGUAUGCCAUUUAUCCAACUAGGUACUAUUAUUUUGAAAUUUUUUCAUUCCUGUCUUGCAAAAUUUUUUGGAACUUUCGUGAGACGUUUUGUUUGAAUUUUUUUUAAAUUUUGAGUUUCGAGCAUCGUAGAAUUAUAAUAUUGUUUCCAACUAUGAUGUCAAAAGGUAACUAUAAAGCAGUGAAUUUUUACUGAAUAUUUUCUGGUAGUUUAUUGCGGUUUGGAUUCGGUGUUGUAAGAAGAAAGCCGGCGAAUUGUAUUUUUUCGAAGAUGCAUUAUUCAAGAAAAUCAACAUACGAAGGGGUUCCCGCAUCCUUGUACAAAAUGUUAACCCUAGUAGAGAAUUACAAAGCAGGAACGGAUAUGAUUACAGAUUUUCAAAAAGAGUUGUUUAAAGAUCAUUUAGAAAUCAAGAAUGCUCUGUUAUCAGUGGACGAAAAAGAAUUCAACACUUGUCGUUUGCUCGCAGUAGAAACUAUGGAAGACAUGCUUAGAACAGAAGGAAAUCCUAACCUCAGGAAGUUUCUUGCUGAUAAUCCAGAAAGUCUUAGUGAAUCCGAUAAAUCCAAACUGCUAAAUUUGUUAGAUUAUAGAGACCAGAUGAUUAAGGAGUUUAAAACGAAAGCAUCGAUAGAUCAAGACAAAUCCGAUGUUUUGCUCGUAGUACCAAUUUUGGAAGACGGGUUUAGAAUGAAAGGAAUUCCUAACUUCAGGAAGUUUGUUGCUGAUAAUCCAAAAUGUUAUAGUGAAUCCGAUAAAUCCAAAAUGCUAGAGUUGUUUGAUUAUAGAGAUCAGAUUAUUGCGGAAUUUAUAAUUAGAAUUGUAUCAGUAUCCAGCCAGCUGAGCGCAUCGGAUACUUUGCUCGCAUUAGCAAUUAUGGAAAACAUGCUUAGAACGAAAGGAAUUCCUAACCUCAGGACGUUUCUUGCUGAUUAUCCAGAAGGUCUUAGCGAAUCCGAUGAAUCCAAAUUAUUAGAAUUGGUUGAUCAUAGAGACCGGAUGAUUGUGAUUUUUAAAGUUCUUAGUAAAUACAAAAUUGGUAGUAGAAAAGAUGAUUGGUUUCGUGAUAGAAUUCCUAAUUUAAAGAGAUAGGUACUUAUUUAACUAUAUAGGUAUAUCGUUGAAAUGGUGUGUUGUGAAACCAUAUGUUAGAUAUUUAAAUAUUUUUUCAUCUCGUACUUUUUAUUUGUAUAGUCGUAACAUUGUGAUUAAUUUUUUUUUAAUUUUUAAAUCGGCGUAUGAAAUAAUUAUAAAAUGUUUAGUAAAAAUAUAAAUGAUGCAUUUUUGUA